AUGUUGCCGUCUAUGCCAAUACUGUUUACAAGGGAAAGUCAAGAUGCAUUUGGCAAUAAAAUUGAGCCGAGCACUAGUUUUUUCGGUCAAAGUUCUGUUCCAAAAACCGCCAUUAAUCCAGAACCACCUCCUCAGAAACAAGAGGUGCAAAUACAGAAUGCGCUAGCAAAGGAGAUAGAGAUAAAAGAUAAUAUAAAGAAAAAGAAUGAACCACCAAAAUUGGAUGAAAAUGCAUUAGAGAAAGCGCUUGUCAGAGCCUAUUACAAGAAAAUACAAUUAAGAUUUUCUACAAAUUCUACGGUUUCCACAAACAAAUUUGUACAAUUUCAAGAGAUUUUGAAAAAUUUUGAUCCUGUUAGGGAAACUCCUGUUGAACUGUACAAAAAGAUAGAACAUUUAUUUGGUGAGGAACAUAAGGAUAUUGUAGAGGAAUUUCUACUCUUUUUAAAGCCUGGACAGGCAGCACAAGUUGGUAGAUUUAUGGACCAUUUCAUGUUGGUACAAAUGACUAAUUUUAUAAACAAAUUACAAACGACGUUCAGCAGGAAGCCGACCGUGCUGCGGAAGAUACUGCGCGCCAUCACUAGCGCUGUGGCCAGCGGCAGCAGCGAGGGUGUCAAAGCGCGCGUUCUGCCCCACCUUCGCUCCAGCCCGCGCCUCAUUGAGAUGUUCAGAUCCCUGUUCCCGGACGAGCGGCCGCCCGACAGUUUAUACGAAAAUGGCACGGACGUAAUGGCCGACAGCUUCUUAACAGCAGACAGGGGUUACGAUGUUUGGGAGUUUGAAGACGAGAACGACAGCAAACGGAAUUUAGAGGCGAAAGAGAACAUGGACGCGGUGUACAUACAGGGCAGGGUUUUCCUGCAACACGGUAGAAUGCUACGUUCGGCAUCAGUCACUUAUCCAUACAGCAAGGAGCCGUACAGAGUGCACGCGCGACGCCUCGCGCCGCCCCACUGCCACGCCACCCCGCCGGACUCCGAAGAGGAGAGGUCAUCGCCGAAGAGGAAUAGCAAGAACUCCUGCAAGAUCCCGCCCAAGAAGCAGAAGAAACAACUCAAGUCGCCAACGAAGAACGCUAAAGACGUGAACGACAACACAAAGCACAAGGAAUGCACCGGCUCCCUAAACAGAACGGUCAAAGGCAAGGCGAUCGCGAAAAACAAAAGCGCCAAAGACAAGAGAGAGUUGGAUUUGAAAGAUGUCAAAAGAGACAAGAGGGUGGAGAGAUUGGACGCGAAGAACACAUUUCCAAAGAGGGAGGAGGCUUCGAGGGUCAGACAAAACAGAAUAGACGCGACGGCGAAAGAGGAAACGAGAAGAUGGACUAGGGAAGAAGAUAAAACUAUGCUAGAGGUGCUAAAGGGAGAGGCCAGUUCUGAGCAAGUGUUUGGCCGAAUCAGGGAACUGUUGCCGCAUCGUUCAGUGACCGAAAUCAAGGAGCGAUUCUGCCACGUGAUGAAUUUGUUGCAUAAAAUGGCGGUCGGUGAAGUAACG
Iphiclides podalirius (scarce swallowtail) is the source of this 1497-nucleotide messenger RNA. The record is from the annotation of a GenBank genome assembly. NCBI's taxonomy places the organism in Eukaryota, Metazoa, Arthropoda, Insecta, Lepidoptera, Papilionidae.